This is a messenger RNA of Rotaria sp. Silwood2, 381 nucleotides long. NCBI's taxonomy places the organism in Eukaryota, Metazoa, Rotifera, Eurotatoria, Philodinida, Philodinidae. The record is from the annotation of a GenBank genome assembly.
AUGUCUCCAUCAUCAUCAUCGCCAGCAUCAUUUUUUUAUUUCAAAGAUCGAACUUCAACAUGUCGAACUAUAGGCAAUUUUUUUAAUAAUUCAAAACGACAUGGAUUAAAUGAUACAUUUAAUAAUGUUACAACGAGUUUAUCUUCUGCAAAAAGACGUAAGUCAGAUGAUGAUAAACGACCUUAUCAAUGUUCAAUAUGUUCAAAAAGAUUUAAACAUAAACAUCAUUUAAAAGAACAUGAAAGAUUACAUUCAGGUGAAAAACCUUAUAUAUGUGAGAAAUGUGGCAAACGAUUUAGUCAUUCGGGUUCAUAUUCUCAACAUAUUAAUCAACGUAAUAAAUAUUGUCGACCUGAUGAACCUCAUAUGGACUUUGAUUAA